AUAAGUCAUUCAAUAAAUCACGUGGUUCGAAGUGUGAAAACUUUUCUAUUCUAAAGUCAAUAAAUAAUUGAAAACUGGUAUAGAAAUAAUUGUUUUCUAUUUAUUUCAAAAGUAAUUAUCGGUAUUUUACAACAGAAUGAUGACUGUAAAGGAACUCCCGGAGUUACAAAUAUUCAAAACUAUUCUUUAUUAUUGUGCAUAUAUAAUUUUUCUACCCAUCACAUCUUUUUUUGCAACUAAGAUAUUUAUUUUUGAUGGCUUGUUAGGUUUGAAUAGUAUUCCAAGUAAUGUUUAUGCUGCAAUAUUUUCUAUCCUGGUAUUACAUGGUGCCCUAGGAGUAUUUAUUUACAAAGCAUAUUCAGAAAGUCAAAGCAAAGCACCAUCUAAAACUGAUUAAUUUAUUCAAAAUAAUAUGUUUCCUAAAUUUUUGUAAAAAUAAUAACUAUCACUUUUGAUAUCAAUAGUGAACAGGAUACGGAUUGGUAGAGCAUUUCUUAACUUUUUUUGUUUUUUCAAUAGAAUAUAAAGAACUUAUAAUUUACCAUUGUAAAAAUGAUAUAUUUAAUAUAUUAUAUUUUUAUAUUAUUUUAGGCUGUAAGCAAAAAAAUGUCAACACGCUUACUUAAUUAAGCAAAGAUAUUACAUAUUACAAGUAUUUCUCUUGCAUCAAAUAAUAAAUGUAUCAACUCUAUAAAAUUCGUAAACGAUUAAUUAUAAUUCAACCUACAUUGAUUGUUAUUUUAUUAUUUAAAUAAAAAGUACAUAGCAAACAAAAGCAAUGUACUUUCAACAAUUAAUUUAUUAUUUAUUCAGCAGAGAUAAUCACAUUUUAGUACUAUUCUGUAAAUUGUACAUAAAUUAUUCAAAUUAUUGUAAAAUGUAAAAUUAAUGUUGAAAUGAUAAAAAAAAAAAUGUAUCUUAAUAAUUUAAAUAAAAAGUG
This is a messenger RNA of Chelonus insularis, 940 nucleotides long. Its product is annotated as vacuolar ATPase assembly integral membrane protein VMA21 homolog. The transcript is spliced from 3 exons. Lineage: Eukaryota; Metazoa; Arthropoda; Insecta; Hymenoptera; Braconidae. Gene Ontology annotation, cellular component: endoplasmic reticulum membrane. Gene Ontology annotation, biological process: vacuolar proton-transporting V-type ATPase complex assembly. The record is from RefSeq and is a predicted model, not a curated record. Bases 137 to 397 code for a protein of 86 amino acids.